AUGCCCCCGGAGCCGGACAACCCGUGGCUCGUCAACAGCCAGACGCAGGCGCUCAACUUUGUCAACUCGGGGCUCCACGCGCUGCACAAGGACAACCUGGCGCCUCAGUUCGUGAGGGAGCUGGGGAGGACGGAAGGACGAGGAGUGCUGGUCAUCCAGGAGCUGCUGGAUCUCAAGUACUCGAACGACGCUGGACGACGACGCGACGUCGUGUCCUUCCAGCGAGGACUCGUGCCCUUCGUGACGCUGUUGACCAUGCGUCGCAUGGAGAUGGUCAGCCAGCACAUGGACGAAGCCAACUACGUCUACGCGUUCAUCCGCACGGCCCACGUGCAGCUCUUUCAGGUGUAUUUGGAGCACUUGGAGCAGAUUGUGGAGCGCCGCAGUGUCGAGGAUCGGACGCUAUCCCACGCGAGCUUCCUUCGAGAUACUCAAGGUCGAAAGUACGCGCCGCUGUGCUUCACGCAAGUGUGUCUGCCCUUCGUCCGGCUGCUGUACUUGCUGGGGAAUAAAUUCAAGGACUUUAUCUACGAGAACGCCUUCCAGGAGACGGUGAACUACAUGGACGCGCUGACUAUCGAGUGGAUCGACAGCUCUCAGGCCAGCGACUCGCCAUUGGACUCGGAAUUGUGCUUCAAGACGAUGACAGAGGAGAUCAAGCGACUGCACAAGAUGAUCCGGCGUGGAGAGCGAGGUAUGCAGGCCGGUGCCGCGUUGAGAAGAGAAGCUCAGAGGAGGGUGAAUCCCGACCAAACAGCCCCAGAGCCUUGGGAUGUCAUCGAAGUGGGCGUUCCUGGAGAGGCUGUGCUAGCGGACGGCAGCGUCGGCCCGCGCCACGACAACGACCGUCGAGAUAUUCGCGAUAUUCAGCUACUGCCAACUACAGAGGAGUGUUUAUCCCGUGAGCCGCCGCUGCUACCGGGCAACUUCCCCUUCCACGAGAACGCACACUGGCUGCCACCGGGUCCGGAGCGCUGGGUGGAUACGCACUUCCGACUGUAUCGAGAGGAUUUGUGCGGGACGAUCCGGUCUUGCUUGCAGGAUCUGGAACAUCGACUUGCUGAAAGCCGAGGGAACCCUGCAGCGGGGCGUCUACGAGGCGCAGACGUGGACUACAAUGUGUACCCGAUUAUUGAGAGCGAUAUGCCGCUAAAGCACACGGACAGUAGAGGGGAGAGGGACAGAAGCCGUCGCCUGGAGCGCCAUGGACUUUGCAUUGAUGUACGCUUUCCACAGCCUUCAGCAGCUGAAAUGACAGGCCGAGGCAAGGCUGCAAAGAAGAAAAAAGACGACAUCAGAAGCCGCAGAGAGCUAUGGGAGAAGACUGGUCGACUGCCGUUCAAUGGGAUGGUGGCAUUGGUAACGUACGCGCAAGGAGCUCUGCAGGUGGUGUUUUGCCUCAUUGUGGAGCGUGAUCUGGAUCGCCUGGUGAAGGACGUGGUGGAGGUGACGUUGCAGCCGUUUGAGACGCAAGACUUCGCGAUUCUGGAGCAAUGGCAGCACGCAACACCAACGCGCGAAAAUCGACAGCAGAUACACCCGCAGAUGCUGCUGGUCGAGUUCAACAAGGUCUUCUUUGUCGGAUACGAGCCAGUCCUGCGGGCGCUGCAGUCGAUCGAGCCGGCUACGAUGCCGUUCCUCGAGUACUUGGCACCGGAGACUCGCCCCGUAUUGGAGCAGGUUCGAAUGGAGUCUCCCAUGUACUGCCUCACGAAUGGCUUCAGCUUCGAUCUCACCUCGGUGCUGCGAACACAUCCCGCAGCGGUGAGCGAAAUCCCGCAACGACUACGCCUGCACCCCCUUCAACAGAAUUCUCGUGAGGCCUGUGAGAACUCCUUGGUGCGCUACUCUACUCUGGAACGUGAUCAGGCGAAGGCACUGGUGGAAGCGUUGAGCAGUCGUGUGGCAUGCAUUCAAGGCCUCCCUGGCAGCGGCAAGUCCUUCAUCGGGUCGAUGCUGACGCGGAUUAUAGUGGAGGCGAGGGUUUCCCCGGUGCUGAUUGUGUGCUACACAAACCACGCACUGGACCAGUUCUUGUGCCAUCUCCUUGACGUCGGUAUUACGAGCCUCGUGCGAAUUGGAGGACAGUGCAAGGAGCCGCGACUGGAAAAGUACAACCUGAACAAGCUGCCCAAGACGUUCCAGCGCUACGAACUCAAGCUGCUGUACGAGAAACUUGACAAAAACGCUGAUUCUAUUGCGUCCGCGCUGCGUGAAUUGAACGCAGAGACGCACCGUCCGACGUGGAAGUCGGUCAAGUGGUUCCUGGAAACGAACUACCCGGACGCGUACGACUAUUUCGCCGAGCGCAGUGAUGAACUGUACGAGGACGACUGGGAGAUUGCUGGCGCGAAUGACAUUUUGGACUACUGGAUCCAAGGUAGAGACCUCGACGCAACUCAGCGGCGUGGGCCUCAGCGACACGGUGCCAAUGGUUGGAUGGAUAACUCCAACGUCUGGAUGUGGAGCUUGGCGAAGCGCCGUGGAGCGCUAGCAGAAUGGGUCGGGGCACUGCGAUCGAGUCGUGUCGAACAAGUUGUAAGCGCUCAGAAGGCCUACUGGGAAACGAAGAAGAAGAUCGAGACGGUGAAGGAGCAAGCGGACGUGGAAGUGCUGAAGCGUGUGCAGAUCAUCGGCAUGACGACCACUGGAGUAGCGAAGAAUCAGCAGAAAAUCGCGGCGGUGGCGCCCCCCGUUGUGAUUUGUGAAGAGGCAGGAGAAGUCCUCGAGGCACAACUCAUGGCGUGUCUGUCCCCUGCCUGCCAGCAGCUCGUGCUUAUCGGUGACCACAAGCAGCUACGCCCGCACAUUGCUGACUACAAUUUGAGCGUGGAGAGCGCCGUCGGUGAGCGGUAUGCCCUCGAUGUAUCACUCUUUGAGCGGUUGGUGGGUCCAAUCUCCGGUCUGCCGUUCUGGAUGCUGACGGAGCAACACCGCAUGCGUCCCCAAAUCUCGCAGUUGGUACGAAUGCUCUUCUACCCUGAACUGCGCGACGCGCGUGAGACGCUGGACUACCCGCCUCUCCUAGGCGUGGACAAGAACGUCUUCUUCGUGAACCACAACCACCCUGAGGAUGGCGCGAAUCUUGUCCUUGGAGCAUCUGCGCGGUCGCAUUCGAACGAAUACGAAGUGGCGUACCUUGUCGCGACGCUGAGGUACCUGCUGCAGCAAGGUUACCACACCAGUGACAUCGCGAUCCUCACGCCUUACGUGGGUCAGCUAAUGAAGCUCCGGUCGGCGCUCCGAGGACAGUUCGUGCUGGAGCUGAAUGAGUUGGACUUGGAGGAAAUCCAGCGCACGUUCGGCGACGAUGACGAUAGAGAUGAUGUUACGGAGGAAAUUGGGAACGACAGUCCGGCUGCGUUGGGGGCUACUAAGAAGGAGCUAUCCGGCGCAAUUCGUGCCGCAACUAUUGACAAUUUCCAGGGCGAAGAAGCAACCGUCAUUCUAGCCAGCCUGGUGCGCAGCAGUACGAACGUUCAUGGCCGUGGAACCAUCGGCUUUCUCAAGACCCCGAAUCGGAUCAACGUGCUUCUUUCCCGAGCGAAGCAUGGGCUGGUUCUCGUGGGUCAUGGAGAUUUACUCCGUGCCAAGUCACCGCAUUGGCAACGGGUGCUCGACCAACUGCAAGGUGAUGGCUGCUACGGCAACGGUCUACCGCUUCACUGUCAACGCCAUCCUGACUACCAGCGUGUUGCCUCGAGUCCAGAUUCAUUUGCGUUGUUGGCGCCUGAUGGAGGUUGUCUGCGCCCGUGUGGACGACGGCUUCCGCGUUGUGGUCACGCCUGCCCCAAGUUGUGCCAUGUCGACCAACCGUCCCACAAAGCUGUCUACUGCACCCAACCAUGUCCGCGACUACAGGAGGGAUGUGGUCAUGUAUGUCCCGGUGUUUGCGGGGACCCUUGUGGUCGAUGUGAGGUGCUGGUUGGCUCGAUCACGUUGCCUUGUGGUCACACGUACAGCAGCGCGCGAUGCUUUGAGACGAAGACGCCGUCGAAGUUGAAGUGUAAGGUGAUGGUCGACAAGUUCGUUCCUACGUGCGGACACAUGCAGCGCGUCAUGUGUAGUACUGUGAAGGUCAAGUGCACGCGGAAGUGUGGAGCGGCGCUACCUUGCGGUCACGCGUGCUCCCGUAAGUGCAGUGACUGUAUUGAAAACACCCUCACGGCUCGGGAAGGGGAACCGGAACCAGAUUUCCCCAUCAAACCUACUGAGCAUGGAGUGUGUCAAAAGGAAUGCGAGCGGUUGCUGCCGUGCUGCCACAGAUGCCGUGGGAUUUGCCAUGGAAAAGCUCCGUGUCCACCGUGCCAGCGCAUCUGCGACGUCUUCAGUUGCGAACACGGUUCGUGCAACCACCCGUGCAGCGAUCCCUGCGCUGCGUGUACCGAGUCCUGCACCUGGAGCUGUGAGCACGUUGGUGAUUGCUCUCUACCCUGCGGUGCUCCCUGCAACCGGAAGUUGUGUGACCGUCGAUGCUCGAAAUCUCUCAGUUGUGGCCACCAAUGCCCCAGCGUCUGUGGAGAAACCUGUCCGACGCAAGAGUUCUGUCACGUGUGUGGAGAUGAAGACGUGAAGCAGCGCGUCGCUGACGUGAUUCUCUUCCAGUCGUACGGCGAGAUCGAUCCAUCCGAGGACCCUGUUCUGGUGCUCCCGUGUUGCUCGAUGGUGUACACGAUGGCAACGCUUGACGGCACGCUUCAGAUGAGCUCGUACUACGACAUGAACCGAGGAGAACCGUUGGGAGCGCUGCCCGGAGGUUAUAUCGAUACGCCCCAGUGUCCGAACUGCAAGAAGUCGAUCCGUGGCCUCCGUCGAUACGGACGCGUGACCAAACGAGCUGCAAUCGACACCGCGGAGAAGAACUUCAUCUCCCACUCGCACCGACAGCUGACAGCGCUGCAGGAGCGUGCCAACGCUGCGGUUGAACGCGGCGAUCUGUCUCAAGACACAACUCUGCGGCAUGAUUUACGCACAUUUGGGGCAGCGGUGAAGCGUCCGCCAUGCCAGAAAGCGUUUGAGGCGUGUGUGGCAGUGCUGACGAAGGCUAAAGGGGGUCAAGGCGGAGGCGACGUGGCUAUCGACCAGAGCGCUCUUCCCGUACCCAACUCAAAGUUUCCCUACCUCGGGUACUUUUACCUCAUUUCAGCCCAGCUUUCGUGGCUUGGAGCGAACGCUUCAGAAGUUCGAGCGGCAACGUAUGCACGCCAAGCUGUCAACACGUUUGUGAAGUCCUCGCUCCUGCAGCAGAGCUACGAAGCUAAACUGAUGUUGGUACAGAUACUGCUGGCCAGUGCAGAAGGGCGGCUGAGUGAAGAGGUGAGCUCUGAGAGAGGGCGGAAAGCGCGUGAAGAAGCAGUGGAAAAGAUCGCAUACGAAGCUCACGAGGUGUUGGGCAGCCUGGAGACGAGUACAACAACAUUCGUGGCCAAACAUGAGCAAAACCUCCGAGUCCUACGACAGAAGUUGGUGAGCAUAGUCCGGCGUGCCCGAGACUCUACUUUCUACCAGAAGGUAUCCAUGGAGGAGCUGAGGACCAUCAAAAUAGCGAUGCAGGCGGAAUUUCAUGGCUCGGGCCAUUGGUAUCGGUGUGCGAAUGGGCAUUCCUACUCGAUUGGUGAGUGCGGGAUGGCAAUGGAGCAAACGAGUUGCCCGGAAUGUGGUGCGCCUGUGGGCGGUGCUAACCAUAGCUUUGUCGUGGGAAAUGUGCACGACGCACGAAUGGAUGCGUUGUAGCGUGGUUGAAUCACUCAGAUGAGAGCAAUUCAUGAGUCCUUCAUAUUUCAGUUGCUGAUAGUUUUCAGUUUCGAGGCACGGAGUUAAUGUACCAUCAAUCAAUCGUCAACAGAAGAUAU
Molecule: messenger RNA, 5852 nt
Organism: Phytophthora sojae
Lineage: Eukaryota; Oomycota; Peronosporomycetes; Peronosporales; Peronosporaceae
Exons: 1
Coding region: 1-5733 (1910 amino acids)
Biological process (GO): regulatory ncRNA-mediated heterochromatin formation
Cellular component (GO): nuclear RNA-directed RNA polymerase complex
Molecular function (GO): helicase activity
Source: RefSeq, a predicted model, not a curated record